CCGUGGGGAGAGGCAACUGUUAUGGAAGUGGCUGUCUCUUGAAUAUAUUUCAUUGCAUUUUAACUCACCCUAAGUGGAAUUACGUCUUUGGCGAUUCACUGCUUGCUAAAUUAGUUAGGAAUAUAGAAACCGAUUUGAAGAGCCUGACAGGAUAUUGAAAGAAUGACUCCCUAGAAAGAGCUCGCGCUUUAUUUAUUUUCUCUUGACCGCUUCAUGUUUGUGGACAGAACGACGAAACAUACGCAGUUAUCUAUUUGUGCACGUUGAAAAUUGCGUUUUUGUAGAAAAGUUGAUUAUAGUUCAGCGGUAAAUUAAGUUUUAAUACGCUCACACGGAGCUUGUGUUGUUUAAUUCGUCUUGCAGUUCAAAUAUAGCCUAGCCGACGCUUGGUCAAAACAGGCAAUUAUAUCUACAUGUUAAUGGAUUGUAGUGUAUGGCCCUUGUUUGCUAUUUCAAAAUGCAAUGGGACUAAGUGAGGCCUUUCGAUCGCCAGAAUAUCUUUGCUUCACUUUCAAGCCCGAUGACCAGGUCUGGACAGGACCAUCAAAAAUGUGAACCGGUGAUUGAUAAUCUACCAGAUUAAUUUUUGCACCAGCAGCAAUGGAGCGGAGCAAACGGAACUCCAUUGCUGGGUUUCCCACACGGCCAGAUCGGCUGGAUGACCUGGAUUGUGGAGGAGGAGCAGAAACCGGUCUGGCACCGCUGGACAGGGUGUGUCCCUCUUCUUACCGGGCCCUCAUCAGUGCCUUUUCUUGCCUGACCCGACUCGAUGACUUCAUCUGCGAGUGGAUUGGCUCUGGGUUUUUUUCAGAGGUCUACAAGGUGCGUCACAAAGCUUCGGACCAGGUAAUGGCCCUAAAGAUGAACAAGCUAAGCAGUAAUCGUGCCAACAUGCUGCGAGAAGUUCAGCUCAUGAACAGACUCUCCCACCCCAACAUACUCAGAUUCAUGGGGGUGUGUGUUCAGGAAGGUCAGCUUCAUGCUCUCACAGAGUACAUUAAUGGUGGAAACUUGGAGCAGCUGCUGGACAGCAAUAAGUACCUGAGCUGGGCCACACGGGUCAAGCUGGCCUUAGAGAUCGCCAUGGGCCUCAGUUACCUACACUCCAAGGGCAUUUUUCACAGAGAUCUCACCUCCAAGAACUGCCUGAUCAAGUCUGACGAGAAUGGCCACACUGCGAUCGUCGGAGACUUUGGCCUUGCUGAGAAAAUCCCCAGUCAUGAUUUUGAGGGCGAGAAGCUGUCUGUGGUGGGAUCCCCAUUUUGGAUGGCUCCAGAAGUGUUAAGAGACGAGCCGUAUAACGAGAAGGCUGAUGUAUUUUCAUAUGGCAUUAUUUUGUGCGAGAUCAUUGCAAGGAUACAGGCUGAUCCCGACUACUUACCGCGCACUGAAAACUUUGGCCUGGAUUACCACGCCUUCCAGCACAUGGUUGGAGAUUGUCCCCCUGACUUCCUUCAGCUCGCCUUCAACUGUUGCAAUAUGGAUCCAAAGCUCAGGCCCUCAUUCCCCGAUUUAGUAAAGAGGUUGGAAGAAAUCCAGAUACAGCUGAAAGCUGAUGACUCUGAGAGGGAGAGGAUGCUACUAACUGCUGGAGAGGUUGAGAAAAAAAACAUGCCUAAAGGUCCGGGUGAAAAGGGUAUAAAGAGGUUAAAUCCUCUUGGUUUUCAGGACGACAAGAUUCCACCCAAGUCCCCCCGUCCACGUCGCAACAUCUGGCUUUCCCGUAGCCAGUCCGACAUUUUCUCUCGUAAACCCGCCCGCAAAGUGAAUGUCCAGGACCCUUACUACAACCCAGGACCUAGGGGCUUAGCACAUGGGCUACCGAAAGUCAACCCUUUCAGUGCCAGAGAGGACUUAAAAGGUGGCAAGAUCAAGUUUUAUGACAUGCCCAGCAAGUCGGUCUUCUCGCUCAUGUUUGAUUUGCACGCACCUCAUGGCAGUCAAAGCUCAUACCAGCCUCAAGCCAACAUCAGCACUGGUGCCUCUGGCAACAACUGCUCCACCUCCUGGACGGAGCCCUGGCAGCUGCCCGGUCGGCAGUGCCGUUCGCUCCCUGUCUCUCCCCGGCUGCCCCACUCAGAAGUCUUAUUCUCAUCUCACCCAAUGUCCAGGAGCGAGGCCGGACAGCCCAAAACGCUGAGCAGCUGGGCUAAGAAGUACGCUGUAACAGAGAUCCCUCAGUACAAGCCGCAAGCUGACAAAGAGGAGGAAGUGGGGGUGGCAGUGGACUGGUCUCCUCGUGUACCCUCUGACGGAGGAGAAGCAGAGGCCAUGGACUGCUCUAGUAGCAGAGGAAGCCCUGCGGAUGAUAAGGACAGAGUCCUCAGCCAGAUGCACAACGGAAGUCUCGGUGGCUUCUGCGAGGACAUGGAGGCUGAAGAACAGGAUGGCAUGAUGAUCUCCAACAAGAACUCACUCACGCUAAGCAUGUCUGUGGAGCCUGAGGAACUCUGUCCGAUAGUCCUCACAGCCUGCAAAGCCUCGUCUUCUGGAGGCCACAUCUCCAGAUGUGAUAUCUAGAUAGUGUAGAAAGGAGUUUGGUCACGCAAACAGAGAUUAUAUGCAUUCAAUAUUUAAUUAUAC
Molecule: messenger RNA, 2583 nt
Organism: Rhinichthys klamathensis goyatoka
Lineage: Eukaryota; Metazoa; Chordata; Actinopteri; Cypriniformes; Leuciscidae
Gene: tesk2
Product: testis associated actin remodelling kinase 2
Exons: 11
Coding region: 601-2520 (639 amino acids)
Biological process (GO): protein phosphorylation; actin cytoskeleton organization
Cellular component (GO): cytoplasm; nucleus
Molecular function (GO): protein serine/threonine kinase activity; ATP binding
Source: RefSeq, a predicted model, not a curated record